GGGGGCGGAGUCACCAGAGCGGCCAAGCUGCCCUCCUUCACUCCCUUCCUUCUUCCCUUCGGAGACGCCGCCGAGGGAGAAGAGCCCGGCUGGGCAGGCAGGCAGCCUUUUUAAAUCUGUCCUCUGGACCACAUACACAGCGGUAGCAUCAUGUCCAAGAGGCAUUCGGACACCUCCUUGGGAGAAAAAGCACUCCUUUUAGAGCACCAGCUGAGCUCAGAUUUGCACACCAGCAACGACACUGCCGCCACAUUCUCUCAUGGAAACUAUGGAUCCCUGUCCGCGCUGGACAAUGCUGUGUUUGCAGCCGCACUGCCAACCGGGCCGCAACGGAUCAUCCUCAGCACCGAAAGCCCUGCGGCGCUCAAGGUGGGCACCCAGCAGCUCAUUCCCAAGAGCCUGGCCGAGGGCACGAAAUCCAAAGCCCCCACGCGGCACCAGAGCUUCUCUGCAGCCGUCUUGAGCCAGGAGGCCUCCCGCUAUGACCCGAAGCGCAUGUCGGCCCCCAGCAUUUCCAUCGACGACCUGGAAAUCGAGGACUCCAGUGAAGGGACGCUGAAGCGCAACCUGCGCAAUAUGUCUUACCGGGCCGCGAUGAAGGGCGUGGGGGACGGAGAUGAAACCAAGCCGCCAAAGGCCAUCAGCGGUCUAAAGCCUCUGCCGAAAGAAGCCGUUGCCCAAGGUGCUCGUAGUCCUGGAAGAAAUAAGCGAACCUUUGGCCGGAAACGCAUGCCGCAUCAUAGAGGCUCGUUCAAGGAUGGCUCUUUGUCCUACUACGAACCUGGAAGUCUUGAGUGUGCCCUUAUUGCAUAA
Anolis sagrei ordinatus is the source of this 813-nucleotide messenger RNA. NCBI's taxonomy places the organism in Eukaryota, Metazoa, Chordata, Lepidosauria, Squamata, Anolidae. The record is from RefSeq and is a predicted model, not a curated record.